This is a messenger RNA of Nezara viridula (southern green stink bug), 1644 nucleotides long. The record is from the annotation of a GenBank genome assembly. Lineage: Eukaryota; Metazoa; Arthropoda; Insecta; Hemiptera; Pentatomidae.
CUCUGAGCCACCCCAACAGUCAAAUGUAAACUAUUAGGUGGCUAGGAACGCUUGUGGUAUGAUAACAAACUUAGUCGCGAGCGUGUUUAUAUUAUUUUUUACAUCUUGAGUAGUCGCCUGCUAGUUUGUUCGAGAUCUCAUUUAGUGUGCAAUAGUAUUUAGUAUAUUGCCGUUUAUCUAUGUUUUAGUUCAGACUAUGAUCGAAUCGCAUUAAAGAUUAUGGAUGAGAAAAAAAUAACUACUUCUGAGAGUAUUAGAAUAUUAAGGGAAGUUAGCGUUAGUAGAAGGCAGCAGAUUCAGGAAUCUUAUAAGGAAGUUAAAUGUAUGGGAGAGCUUGAAUACGAUGAGUUUUCAAAUUCAACCGGUUACUGUAGUAGCAGUUAUGAUGAUGAGGUAUUUAUUGAUACUGAUGAUACAAGAGAUAUAACAAGAAUACGAGUGAUAUCAGAGCCUAGAAAGCGUAGGACAUCAGACGUUAUAGAUUCCAUGGGUGAUUCGCCUCCAAAAGACAAAAGCUAUUUUCCUGGAGACUUUCUUGAUCCUGGAUCGCCUCCAGUCACACCAGGAUCGGACAUGGGGUAUUACAGCAAUUGUGGUUUUUCGUCACCUCCUUCCUUGCUGAACUACAAGCCCGCCUGGUCUAGAUUCAGUAGCUUGAGCAUCGAUGGGCCAUCUUUAGAAGAAAAGAAACCGGGCCAUUGGGACCAAACUGAUGCUGAUGAUGAAUCAGAUGCCAAGCCUAAUCGGAACCCUAGUUAUUUGACACAAAAUACAGCUAUUGGACCGAUGCCAGUUGCAAGAGACAGUGAUGAAUAUUGUAUGAAUCACAGGAGCCGUGGAUAUGCUCAUAUCUUCAAUCAUGAUGUGUUCGAUAAAAUGCCAGAGCGCAAAGGCUCAAGGUUAGAUGUAGAGCAACUUGAAGCAACCUAUAAAUUGUUAGGUUUUGAUGUUAUAGUUCACGACAACCUAGAUUUGAGCGGAAUCACACAAGUCAUUAGACAAAUUGCCGAUGAAGACCAUUCAGACAGUGAUUGUCUCUCCAUUUCGAUUUUGACACAUGGCCAAGAACCGAAUCUUCUGUAUUCACGUGAUUAUAUAUAUUCGUUUGAUCUAUUGUGGCAGUCUUUCACACCAGAUAAAUGUAUUACGCUAGCUGGAAAACCGAAAGUGUUCUUCGUUCAGGCUUGUCGUGGACAAAAAUUGGAUUCAGGAAUACAUCUAGUAAAACGAGCUAGUACAGAGAUUGAUUCUGGAUGCGACUCAUACAAAAUACCAAAAAUGGCCGACUUUCUCAUUGCUUACAGCACAGCUGAAGGUUACUACUCAUGGCGUAAUCCUGAAAAUGGUACUUGGUUUGUACAGUCUCUUUGUCGAGUUCUUCGAGAACAUCAUCUAACUAAAGAUCUCUUACGCAUGUUGACAAUUGUCAGUCGCAUUGUAGCUGUCGAGCACGAAUCAUAUAAUGAUACUCGUUUGGAUCGACACGCACAAAAGCAAGUUCCAAGUAUCAGCAGUACUCUUAUUAGAGAUCUGUAUUGGAAACCUAAAACCACGUGAUUAGAACCAUAAACGAAUAAAGAAGAGUCUUUCAGUAGAAGGUAUUUGUAUCUCUUAUUUUUUCUUUUUUUUAACUGAAAAGAUGGA